This is a messenger RNA of Oncorhynchus tshawytscha (Chinook salmon), 5418 nucleotides long. Its product is annotated as anion exchange protein 2. Gene Ontology annotation, molecular function: monoatomic anion transmembrane transporter activity; solute:inorganic anion antiporter activity. Bases 416 to 4255 code for a protein of 1279 amino acids. The transcript is spliced from 24 exons. Gene Ontology annotation, cellular component: apical plasma membrane; basolateral plasma membrane; plasma membrane. The record is from RefSeq and is a predicted model, not a curated record. Gene Ontology annotation, biological process: bicarbonate transport; monoatomic anion transport; transmembrane transport. NCBI's taxonomy places the organism in Eukaryota, Metazoa, Chordata, Actinopteri, Salmoniformes, Salmonidae.
CCGAUGGGGGAUUAAAUUUGGGGGAGGGUUUGAAACAUUAGUUGGUGCUCAAUGGUUGCGAGUGUAGAGUGUGCAUUUGCCAGGGUGAGUGUCGUGUGUUAAGGGGAGAGCCAAGACAGGAAUACAGAACUAACCACAAUCUCCCUCACUCUCUUUUGCGCUGCCUCUCUCCCUCUCUCUCACAAACAGAUGCACACACUCCCUCUUCUCGGUGUUCUCUCCCUCUCACUGCCUUUCUGAAUUCAGUGGGAUUUGACUCGGUCACUACGAUGUUUGCUGUUGCUGGAAUCUCUCUGCAGUGAGCACGCUGAGGUUAUGCUACCCAAAAGUCCUCCGUUGAGUAAGAAAGAGAGUGAAAAGGGCUAAGGACUGCUUCGCAACAUACUGCCCUGACCUUGUGAUCUGCAACGGAGCCAUGAGCAACCCUAAGGAUGCCAGCGACACCAAUGUCGCCACCAACACUAUGGCCACAGCCACCUCAGCUCCAUCGGCCCCUUCUAGGCGGAGUGAAGAUGAUGAUGAUGAUGAAGAGCAGGACCUGAACAAGACCCUGGGGGUGCAGCUCUUCCAGCAGAUCCUCCACCCACCGGCCCGUGGACCCCCAGAGAAACACCGUGCCUACAACGAAGAAGACUUUGAGUACCACCGCCACUCCUCCCACCACAUCCACCACCCGCUGUCCAAACUACCCCCAGAAAGGAGGAAGAAGAAGAGCAAGAAGAAGGAAGCGGGAUGGAGGAGAGGAUCCGGGCCUGGCGGAGCACCCAACAUAGAGGAGGACGAGGAAGAAGAGGAGGCAGAUGAGUCCUACAGCCAGAACGAUGGAGAGGGGGGGCAGACCACCACACCCACACCUGAUACUGACACGGACACACACAACGAGGAUGUGCAGUUCUUCGUGUCUGAGGAUGACCCUGCCAGUGCCACUCCUGCCCCCACGCACAGCAAGGGUGGCAGUGCCACCCUUACCAGACGCCUCACCAUCGUACCUGAGACUGCCCUGGGUACCAACAUGCCAGAGGAUGCCACGGAUGAGCCAGUGGACGCAGUGUUGGCCCCCAACAAAGGGAGGAAUGGCCUAUCCUCUGGCCCCUCCCGGGAGUCCCACAACCCCUCCACACGGGGCUCCACGCCUCCCUCCUCCUCCGCCUCCUCUUCCUCCUCCAGGACACCGCCCCCUGGCAGCCGCGGCUACGACCUGCAGGAGCGCCGGCGCUCGGGCAACAUGACGGGCGGGCAGCAGGAGCGCCACCAGCGCCAGGCCACCGACGACAGCGAGGCCCAGAUGCUGGGGUCCGCCGACCUGGACGGCAUCAAGAGUCACAGGUUCGAGGAUGUGCCUGCGGUGCGCCGUCACCUGGUCAGGAAGAGCAACAAGGGUCAGGUGGUGCACAUCAGCAAAGACCACAAGGAGCCUAGUGCCCACUGCUGCAAGUUGGACCGUACCCCACAUGAGCCAGUGCUUGAGUAUCGGUCCUCCUCGCAUUCGGACAGAAUGGUUCGCUUGGAGUUCGUGGGUCGUAUGGCACGGCACCAGAAGGUGUUUGUGGAGCUGAACGAGUUGGUGAUGGAUAAGAACCAGGAGUUGCAGUGGCGGGAGACGGCCCGCUGGAUCAAAUUUGAGGAGGACGUGGAGGAGGAGACGGACCGCUGGGGCAAACCCCACGUUGCCUCGCUCUCCUUCCGUAGUCUUCUGGAGCUCCGCAAGACCAUCUCCCACGGUGCGGUGCUGCUGGACCUGAACCAGCACACCUUGCCUGGCAUUGCCCAUCAGGUGGUGGAGCAGAUGAUAAUCUCUGACCAGAUCAAAGUGGAGGACCGGGCCAAUGUCCUCAGAGCCCUACUACUCAAACACAGUCACCCGAGCGACGAGAAAGAACACAGCUCUUUCACGCAGAACAUCUCUGCCGCCAGCCUGGCCUCCCUGAUGGUGAACCACCACAGCAGCAGCAACCACAUAGGCCAAGCCGAGCCCUCUGUCAUUGACCCCGUUGUAGGUGGAGGAGAGGCCGCCUGCAUCCUUCCAGACACCCGCAUUGACAUGGAGAAGAGCGAGAAAGACAAUCCUCCCAAAUUGGGCAUGCACAGGUCCAAGUCCAAACAUGAGCUCAAGUUGCUGGAGAAGAUUCCGGAAAAUGCAGAGGCCACCGUCGUCCUCGUAGGCACCGUGGCCUUCCUGGAGCAGCCAUCCAUGGCAUUUGUGCGUCUGCAGGAAGCCGUGCUGCUGGAAUCUGUGCUGGAGGUGCCCGUCCCUGUACGUUUCCUCUUCCUUCUAAUGGGCCCGCCCAUUGCCAACAUCGACUACCACCAGAUCGGCCGCUCCAUCUCCACACUUAUGUCUGACAAGCACUUCCACGAGGCGGCGUACAUGGCGGACGAGCGGCAGGAUCUGCUGAACGCCAUCAACAGCUUUCUGGACUGUAGCAUUGUGCUGCCGCCGUCUGAGGUGGGCGGCGAGGAGCUGCUUCGCUCUGUGGCCCGCUUCCAGAGAGAGAUGCUCCACAAGAGAGAGGAGCAGCAGGGCAAGAAGCUCAAGGUCAAAGAGCCCAAGAGCCCAAAGGAUAAAGCUCUGCAGGCACCCUUCAAACCUGGGGAUGACCCUCUGCGCCGGUCCGGCCACCUGUUUGGGGGGCUGAUCAGUGACGCCGCACGGCGCUACCCCAAAUAUGCCAGUGACUUCCGUGAUGCACUCAACCCCCAGUGCAUGGCUGCCAUCAUCUUCAUCUACUUCGCUGCUCUGUCGCCCGCUGUCACCUUUGGAGGACUGCUGGGUGAGAAAACGGGGGGGUUGAUUGGCGUGUCGGAGCUGAUCAUCGCCACGGCGAUGCAGGGGGUCAUCUUUUCCCUCCUGGGGGCACAGCCUCUGCUGGUGGUGGGCUUCUCUGGACCCCUCCUGGUUUUUGAGGAGGCCUUCUACUCAUUCUGCAAUGCCAACCACAUAGAGUACUUGACGGGCCGGGUGUGGAUUGGCUUCUGGCUGGUGCUCAUUGUGGUCAUCAUAGUGGCCUUUGAAGGUAGCUUCCUGGUCCGCUUCGUCACGCGCUUCACCCAGGAGAUCUUCUCCUUCCUCAUCUCCCUCAUCUUCAUCUACGAGACCUUCUCGAAACUGGGCAAGAUCUUUCAAGAGCAUCCUCUCCAACGCUGUUACCUGGUCAACGACACAUGGACAUCCUCAUCAUGCAACAACACUGUGGUUGGCGUGCCUGGCAAGGUGGUGGGGGAGCCCAACACAGCCCUCCUGACGUUGGUGCUAAUGUCCGGAACGUUCUUCAUUGCGUUUUACCUGCGCAAGUUCAAGAACAGUUCCUUUUUCCCAGGCAAGCUCCGUAGGAUGAUUGGAGACUUCGGGGUUCCCAUCGCGAUUCUCAUCAUGGUGUUGGUGGACUACAGCAUAAAAGACACCUACACCCAGAAGCUAAGCGUGCCCACAGGCUUCUCGGUGACCAGUCCUGAAAAGCGGCAGUGGCUGAUCCCCCCGCUAGGCUCGGACGGACAGUUCCCUGUCUGGAUGAUGGCCACCAGCAUCUUACCUGCCCUGCUCGUCUUCAUCCUCAUCUUCAUGGAGACACAGAUCACCACGCUGAUAGUCAGUAAGAAGGAACGGAUGCUGUUGAAGGGCUCCGGCUUCCACCUGGACCUGCUCAUCAUCGUGGCCAUAGGUGGGGUUUCGGCCCUGUUCGGCCUGCCCUGGUUGGCCGCCGCCACCGUGCGUUCUGUUACUCACGCAAACGCCCUUACCGUCAUGAGCAAGGCGGUGGCCCCCGGCGACAAGCCCCGUAUCCAUGAAGUGAAAGAGCAAAGGGUGACGGGCUUCCUCGUAGCUCUGUUUGUCGGUUUGUCCAUUGUGAUCGGAGAUCUCCUGCGUCAGAUCCCCAUCGCUGUGCUCUUUGGGAUCUUCCUCUACAUGGGCGUCAUGUCCCUCAACGGUAUCCAGCUCACCGAGCGCAUGUUGCUGCUUUUGAUGCCUCCCAAGUAUCAUCCUGACCACACUUAUGUCCGCAAGGUGAGGACCCUGCGCAUGCAUCUGUUCACGGGGAUCCAGCUGGUGUGUCUGGCGGCACUGUGGACAGUCAUGUCCACCGUGGCUUCGCUGGCCUUCCCCUUCGUCCUCAUCCUCACCGUGCCCAUCAAAUGGUUCCUAUUGCCCCGCAUUUUCACCACGCGCGAGAUGCAGUGUUUGGAUGCAGAUGACACAGAACCUAAGUUUGAUGAGAGGGAGGGACAGGAUGAGUACACAGAGAUGGUGCCAACGUGAUGGACAUUCUGCCAACCAAUAUACACCCUAGCCCUACAGUAUACUCCAGGAAGUUUCUCCAAACCCACCAAAUCCUUUGUUUGUUCACCUGAUAUUUUAUAACGCACCUCUGAUGGUUUUAAAUGUUUUACUCAUUUUUUAAACUGAAUUGUCUUGAAAGCUUUUUAGGGUCCCAACUCCCACAUCAUAUUUUUUUUUGUCUAUUUUCACUAUGUUGCUUUUUGGAAGGUGGAUUUGUCCUUCAAAAAUAAUUUGAGUUACUAUGUUGAUUCAUGUUUUUAGGUAUCUUUGGGGUGUGUUUUAAUGGAGUUGGUGGGAGUUUGAAUUGCUAUGUGUCAAAGACUAGAGCCCAAUUCCAAGUCUCCACCUUCUGCGCAAAGUGUGCACCACAAUUGGGCUUUUAGCAGAAACCACAUCCUCUGAGGUCAUGACCUAAGAAGAAGCACUUUAUUACGAUAGGAUCAGUACAGAUGUAGUAUACAUCUUAUCACAUUGUACUGAUGAAUAUAUACAUGUACAACAUAGUCAUAGACAAACAUUUACCAUUCAGUCUAGUUCCCACGGUUAGGCGUAUCAUUGCAGUAGUCUUUUGAAUGUUACAUAUUUAUUACUACUAUGGUACAUUUUUCAUUCAAGAGUGGGUAAAAUGUACACUACAUGGUUCUCAAUUCACAUGAUUUUACAUGGCCCUCCAGUAUGGCAAAUUCAUUUAAUUAAUGUUGUAGCUUCACUGAGAAGCACUUACUAUAAUGCACACUGACAGAAGUAAAAGCAACAAAACCUGAUAAAUCUAAUGGUUCCCCAUCAAAAGGGCAACUAGGCCACGCUCAGUUAAUUGUUGUUUUCAAUGAGGAGGGUUUCUGUGCCCAUUCCAAUUGCCUUUAGUCCAAUACAAUAUGUUUAACUUGUACUGUACCUCAAAUUGCUUAAAUACAAGAGUAGAAAAGAUUUGCAUUAUAGAGCUUUGCAUUAUAGAACCAAUUAUUUGCAGUGUGUUUGUGGGGCCUGUCCAACUCUCUUUCGGCAAAUAGCAUGUGACUGUGACACCAUUAUAACUUUAUGUAUAAUAUGGUUUGAAUGGUAUUUGCAUUUAUUAUGGAUCCCCAUUAGCUGCUGCCAAUGCAGCAGCUGCUCUUCCUGGGGUCCAGCAAAAUAAAGGCAGU